UAUAUGAUCAAGAAUGCAGUGUUAAUGUAAAUCAUAUUAUUUUUCAUUAAAUAUAUAUUUCCCUCAUUCAACUUUAGUCAGCUUUGAAUGUCUUUUAUAGUCUUGCUUUAAAGACGAAAAACGAUCUCCUUCCCGAUUUACCUUAGAUUCGUCAAAAUUGAGGCAUCCAAACUAGGUAUAACUAUUAUUCUCCUUCUAAAUAUAAAGAGUCAGCUAAAACCAAAUAAAAUAUUGUUGAAGAACGAAAUCUGAGGAUGCCCGAUAGGCAAUAUAAAGGAAAUAAAUCAAGGUUUUAUUAAAACCAAAUGCAAAUAUUGACUAGUGAAUCAGUUAACAGAACAGAUUGCUCGCAAUUAAAAUUAUAAAUAGUCUUCAAAUAUUCAUGUAAGUCACACAAACAACAUAUAAUUACAAUAGAAAAUACAAUUUACUCAAUAGAAAUGGAGAAAGUAGCUUUCAUAUUCAUCGGUCUUAUACUUUUCUCAACAUGCACUCUUAUUCUAGCACAAUCUUGUGAAACGGCCUCUGAUUGUGUUCAUCUGAAAUGUGUAACGAAGAUCAAAUGUGAGGACAACCAUUGUAAAUGCGUCAAUCCAAAACACAUAGCUUUACCACUUGACACGAACUGUGGUGUUGCUGCUUGCAUUGACUUUUGCAAGGCGAAAGGUGAACAAGCUUAUGCUUGUAUCUUAAACCAGUGUUAUUGUCGUAAACCUCCUAUCUACUAAGUAACAAUAUUGGCAUGUUCAACUACUGUUAUUUUCACAAAUUCUUGUUCAAGACUUUUAUUAUAAAUUUAUAAUAGUCUUUUCUAUCAAAUAAAAAUAAUAAAAGAAGAUAUUAAUGUUUCAA
Molecule: messenger RNA, 852 nt
Organism: Brassica napus (rape)
Lineage: Eukaryota; Viridiplantae; Streptophyta; Magnoliopsida; Brassicales; Brassicaceae
Product: defensin-like protein 306
Exons: 2
Coding region: 441-728 (95 amino acids)
Source: RefSeq, a predicted model, not a curated record